This is a messenger RNA of Trichosurus vulpecula (common brushtail), 5419 nucleotides long. It is a transcript of the gene MAPK11, whose product is annotated as mitogen-activated protein kinase 11. The transcript has 12 exons. Gene Ontology annotation, cellular component: nucleus; cytoplasm. Gene Ontology annotation, biological process: intracellular signal transduction; protein phosphorylation. Gene Ontology annotation, molecular function: MAP kinase activity; ATP binding. The coding region runs from base 106 to 1194 and encodes 362 amino acids. The record is from RefSeq and is a predicted model, not a curated record. Lineage: Eukaryota; Metazoa; Chordata; Mammalia; Diprotodontia; Phalangeridae.
AGCCGGGCAUCCAAGCUGCUGGAGGGAUCGCAGCCCGAGCCGGGGCCGGGGCUGGGGCCAGAGCGGUGCCCGAUAGAGGCCAGCUCGGCCCCCCAGGCCCGAGCCAUGUCGGCCCCUCGCAGCGGCUUCUACCGACAGGAGCUUAACAAGACGCUGUGGGAAGUCCCCGAGCGCUUCCAGAGCCUGAGCCCCGUGGGCUCGGGGGCCUACGGCUCCGUCUGUUCCGCUUAUGACACUCGCACUCGGCAAAAGGUGGCGGUGAAGAAGCUGUCCCGGCCCUUCCAGUCAUUGGUCCAUGCCAGGCGGACAUACCGGGAGCUUCGGCUGCUCAAGCACAUGAAACAUGAAAACGUCAUCGGCCUGCUCGAUGUGUUCACACCAGCCACAUCCAUAGAAAACUUCAAUGAAGUGUACCUCGUGACCACCCUGAUGGGGGCCGACCUGAACAACAUCGUCAGGUGCCAGAAGCUAACGGAUGAACACAUCCAGUUCCUGGCAUAUCAGCUGCUUCGGGGGCUGAAGUACAUCCACUCGGCUGGAAUCAUCCAUAGAGACCUGAAACCCAGUAACCUGGCUGUGAAUGAGGACUGCGAGCUGAGGAUCUUGGACUUUGGGCUGGCCCGCCAGACAGAUGAUGAAAUGACAGGCUACGUGGCCACUCGCUGGUAUCGCGCCCCUGAGAUCAUGCUCAAUUGGAUGCAUUACAACCAGACGGUGGACAUAUGGUCUGUGGGCUGCAUCAUGGCGGAGCUCUUGAAGGGGAAGGCCCUGUUCCCUGGAAAUGACUACAUUGACCAACUCAAACGGAUCAUGGAGGUGGUUGGGACCCCCAGCUCUGAGCUGCUGAAGAAGAUCUCAUCAGAACAUGCCCGGAAAUACAUUGAGUCCCUGCCCCACAUGCCCCAGAAGGACCUGAGAAGCAUCUUCCGAGGAGCCAACCCCCUGGCUGUUGACCUGCUGGAAAAGAUGCUGGUCCUGGACAGUGACCGGAGGGUCAGUGCCACAGAGGCCCUGGCACACCCCUACUUUGCCCAAUACCAUGACCCUGAGGAUGAGCCCGAGGCUGAGCCCUAUGACGAGAGCAUUGAGAACAAAGAGAGAACCGUUGAGGAGUGGAAGGAGCUCACCUAUGAAGAGGUCAUCAGCUUCAAGGCCCCUGAGCUGCCAAUGGACGGCCUGGAGAUUGAGCCAUGAGGAGGCUGGGGGCCACAGGCACCACCCAGGCAGGGCUCAACCCUGAUGCCUGGUUUCACCCAUCCCAGAGGGCAUAGAGCAGACUCUCAGGAAGCUGGCAGCAGGCCCUGCAGCUGGGGGCAACGUCAUUCAUCGGAGUCAGGGGUGGGGGGCUCCUUCCAUGGACAGGAGGACAGUGUAUGGAUAAACAAGGGUGAAGGACUCUAGAGGCUUUUAUGCUGCUACCUCCAAAGGACUCUGCCCUACUCAGGAAUAGAAGUCAUGUGGGUAGGAUGGGGGCAGGCAGGAUACUGGGGUCCCAUGGGUCCCAUGGGCCCCAGGGCACAGCCUCCCUGUCCUAUGCCUACCUCUGGCAGAUUUUCGGAACCCAGGGUUGGGGAGAGGGGCCAGAGAAUGGGUCUUCUCUGUGCUGGAGCCUGGGCCUCACAAGGAAGACCUCUAUCUUCUCUGGCCUGGAGAUGGGGGGUGGGAGUGGGGGAGCUAUGUCUGUGUGUCUGGCUGUGUAUUUGAACAUGUGUGUCUGAACAAGGACAUAUGUAUGGGGAUGAAAACAGACAAGCAGUGAGUGGAGCCAUGCAUGUGGUUUCAGAGUGGGGGGGCACGACAGGCUUGCUGUCCCCUGCCCUGCUCAGGCCUCACCUGGAGCAUCAGGCUCAGGCCUGGGCGGCACAUUUAGGAAGGACAUUGAUGGGUCAGACAAAGCCCGGAGCAGGACACUCGGGACGGUUAAGAGGCCUGAGCCCCGGAGCAGGCGAGGCUCAUUUGGAGGAACUAGGGAGAAGGCCCCCAGUCUGGAGAAGAGAAGGCUUCAGGAGAACCAGAAAGCUGCUGCAUGUAUGUGGAAGGCUGUCAUGAGCCCAGAGGGCAGGGCCAGGAGGCACAGGGAAGCAGAUUCGACUCCUUGGAGGAUGAUCAGAGCUGAUCUAGAGAGACCCUCGGGCUGGUGACUGCCUUGCCUCCCCCAGACAAACACACACAUUCACCCAACUCACACACAGAUACACACACACACACACACACACACACACACACACACACACACACACAGACACACAGACACACAGAUACACACACACAUUCACAUGCACACAGACACACAGAUACACACACAGACACGCACACACACAUGCACACACACAUUCAAUUGCACACACACACAUAGACACACACACGUAGGCAUGUCACAUAUGCACACACAGUCAGAUACAUACAUUCACACAUACAGCACACAUUGCACACAGUCAUGAUACACACACCUCACAUACACACGCAUGCACACCAUACAUAUACACACACCGGGAUACAGGGAAAGCAAGGUGGUGGCUGACAGCAGAAGCCCAGAAGAGGUCGUAGCAAGCGUAGAGCUUUGGGCCAAAUUAAUGAGAUGAAAUAUACCAAGAACAAACAAAAUUCUAAUCUUGGCCUCAAAAAGUCCACUCCACAACCACAAGAGCAGGAGACAGCAAUUGGUCUGAAGAAGAUCUGGGGGUUUCAGUGACUCUCAAGCUCAGUGUGAAGCAACUGUGUAAAAAGCCAUGGAGGAUCUUGGCCUGAGUUCAGAGGGGCCUGCCGGCAUCCUGGAGCAGGGAGGGUAGAGUCCCACUGUUCUCUGCUUUGGUCAGUCCUCCCCUGGGUUCAGUCCUGGGCGCCCAUUCUCAGGAGGGAGGGGGCCUGCAAACCAUGCUGCCCAAAGAUGAUUUGGAAGAACCUGGGAAUGUUGACCCUGGAGGAGACUUGUCAUGAGGACAACCUCCUUCUGCUUGGUCCCAGGGGGCAGAACCAGGAGCAGUGAUUCUGGAAGUCUAUCCAAACAGUUCUGCUGUGGGCAGUAGUGAGAUCCCUGUCACCCCACCAGCUCAGUGACCACUUGUCAAGAAUGUUGCUAUGAUUCUCAUUCAGUUAUGGGUUGGAUUAGAGCUCCCUUCCAGCCCUGAGAGUGAUUCAAGUGCCUUGUGGGUGUGAGGCUUGUGACCCUGGCUAGGCUGGCCCUCAGACUUCUGACAGGGUGGGAAACAGGCAUGCCAUUUUACACUGGGAGUAUCGUUUCUGGCAGCACAGGGAAGAGGCUGUACUUCCCCACCUCCCCAUAGAGUCCCUGGAUAGAACAGUCACUUUCAUAUAUCUGUGCUGAGGGAGAGGGAGCAGGGCCCAGGAAAAUAGGGGUUUGGUGUCCCAGCCUCUUCCUGCCACAAUGAGGUCAUGACCAUUACCCUGGAAUCCAGGGGCUGGGACGACAGCCUGGGCCAAACCAAAACUUAAGAAAGAGAAAGUGCCCAUUUCUCUAGCUUUCCCCAGCCACUGUAUUAGAAAAAUCUGACUCUCUUCCAUUGGGCAAACUGAGGCUCAGAGAAGUGUUCACAUAGCUGAGAAGCGCUGGGUGGGCUUGGAACCCAAGGUUCUUGUUACAUCCGGAUUCUGUUCACUGCCUUUCAGAAGUAGGACGGCUUCUUAGCUGGGUAGCUAGGCCAUGAGUGGACAUUUUCAAAUGGAGGUUAAAUGCUCCUAGGCCGGGAGCACAAAGGAGGAGCAGCAGCCCCAGGCUUCCAGCCUGGGGAGACCUUGAAACAUAUACCCUGUGACUGGGGCUCAGACUCUGGAAGCUAGAGACUUGGGGAAAGGGGAGGACCCAGCUGGGCCAGAGCAGUCUGGGCAGGCUUUCCUGGAAGGCAAGACUGGAGCUUUGAAGGGUUCUAGGAGAGAGUGCCCAAGACUAGCUGACCUGGGGUUCGUGAUAGUGGCCUUAAUAUAAGCCUUAAUGCAUUGAGGGCUGGGAGGGCCCCCACCUCCCUGGCCCAUCUCUCUGCCCCUUAAUGGGGAGGAGAGUAUCUGUAGGACUGUGCAUGGCCAGGACAGAAGUCAGGGCCUGCCGCCCCUGCCAGCCCCACCACCCCCAGCCCUUCUGCCCUGUGCACAUGCUCACUAGGGAGCAAAAACCCUGGAGAGGAACUGGGAUGGGGAGGGGGGUGUGGAGGGCAGGAAAGAGCCUGGGGCAGAAGAGCAACCGAGGAAGGAAUUGCCACCCUAGAGAAAGGGGGAGGGACUGCCCUCACCUAUCCCCUGAUUUUGCCACUAGGAAAGAAGAACUGAGCCAUGCCCACUGGGCAGCCCAGGCCCAGAGAGCACUGCUUGGGAACAUAUGAGCCUCUGUGUGUAUGCAUGAGUGUAAAUGCUCCCCUGAACCGGUCUGGGAAAUGUGUGUUCUUUAGCCCCCUUGCCCUAAUGUCAGAUGACAGGCACGAACCACCCCCACCCCACCACCCAGCCCCUGUUGUCUUUCUGCAGGGUGAGGGCCCCUGGAUCUUGGGCAGGACAUAGAUGUGUGAGGUAUGUGCCAUGUGCCAGCAUCAUACACAUGUCCUGCAGCUUGUCUCGUGUGAGAUUUUAAUGUGUACCUUAUCGCCUUGUGUGCCAGGCUUGAUGCCCUCGGUCCUGGAGUCAUCUUACAACAAGGUCAGUUGACAAAAUGAACUCUGGGACGGGCAGUGGGGCCAGAAGGGCUGGAGCCUGGUGGGCAUGGGGCCUAGGCCUGCCCCAAAGGAUCCUGUUACAGUAAGGGGAUCCUAGGAGCUGGAACUGGGCCUCCCCUCCCCCCACAGCCCCGUGCCCAUCGGUCAGUCGAUCAGCAGGCAUGACAUAGCCAGCUGCAUUAGGAGAGGCCAUAGUGUCCGGGAAGGGAAAGCUGUGCCAGUCCCUCCAGCCUCUGGCCUGGUUGGGCCACAUGGACAGGACAGCAUAAAUGUCCAGUUCAGGCCAUUUCAGGAAGGAAGCAGAGAAGGUGGAGGGUGAUCGGCAAGGAGCCAGGGCCCGGAAGGCGGGGCGUGUGAGGAUCUGUUGGAGGGACGAGUUAUGGUUAGCCCACAGGAGGGAAGGCUUGGGAGCGACAUGAUAUUGUAGCUUGUUUUCAAGUCUUGCAGGGCUAUCAGGUACAGGAAGGAUUAGUCUGUUCUGCUUGACCCCGAAGGCAGAGCAGGGAGGAGUCAUUGGGGAAAGUGACCAGGGACAGGUCCAUGGAAGGCCGCACCUCCUCAUACUAACUCCAGUUUUGUGAAAUUUGUAUUUACAAUCAAACAAAUGGACUUUGUGUAUAUUUUGUAUUCCAUGUAUACCUGAGGGUGCCCUCCAUAGAGUGUAAGCUCCGUGAUGGCAGGGACCCUUUUAGUCUUGUCUUUGUACCCUCAGUGCCUGGCACAUAGUAGGUGUUCAAUAAAUGCUUGUUGAUUGGUCA